Molecule: messenger RNA, 6140 nt
Organism: Mytilus trossulus (common blue mussel)
Lineage: Eukaryota; Metazoa; Mollusca; Bivalvia; Mytilida; Mytilidae
Product: monocarboxylate transporter 14-like
Exons: 7
Coding region: 251-2275 (674 amino acids)
Biological process (GO): monocarboxylic acid transport; transmembrane transport
Cellular component (GO): membrane
Molecular function (GO): monocarboxylic acid transmembrane transporter activity
Source: RefSeq, a predicted model, not a curated record
UUUUACAGCUGUGAGUCACAUACAGUAGAGAGCAUGCGCAAAUAAUAUAUUGGUUGUAAAGUGAAUUUCCGAUAGAAAGGUACGCGUGGUUUUCAUCAAGAAUUUGUAUAGAAGGAAUAAAUAUGAAAAUAGAUUUGAAAUUGAAUUCAUUUUGUGAAGAAAAUGUUGGUUUAUAAAUCUGGAAUCUGUUGCUUUCAUAGUCUUCAUACCUUGGGUAUACCAUGUAAUUUGGAAAAAGUAAAAGGGCUCUAUGACCCUUUCUGUCAAUAUGGGUGGAUCUAAAUUUGAUGAAAUAAGUGAAAAAGAUGUUGAGAUUGAACCAGAACCAGAGCCAAGGAAUUCACGGUGUCCUGAUGGAGGAUGGGGCUGGGUUAUUGUCCUGGCCGCCUUUUGUGCCAAUGUGGUCGUGGACGGCAUCUGCUUUACAGCAGGAAUGUACCACAAAGAAUGGAUGAGUUUCUUCAAUGUUCAUCAUGUGUCGGUGUCCAUGGUAACAUCUCUAUUGGUUGGAUGCUACUUACUGGCUGGUCCAGUAGCUGGUGUUUUAGCCAACAGAUUUGGUUGUCGGAAGGUAGUGAUGGGAGGGACAUUGAUCUCAGUGAUUGGUCUCUUGGUCAGUACUGUGUCGCCAAAUGUUGAAGUUCUUAUCAUUACAUUUGGUAUCAUUACAGGUAUUGGUUUUGGACUGAUCUAUUUACCAUCCAUAGUCAUUAUUGGUUAUUGGUUUGAGAAGAAGAGAGCUUUUGCCACAGGAAUGGCACUAUGUGGCUCUGGUAUUGGCACAUUAUUGUUCAGUAGUUUCAAUAAGUAUAUAUUUGAUGAGUAUGACAUAAAAAAUGGCACCGUUAUAUUAGCUGGUGUUGUUCUUCAGUGUGCAGUCUGUGGUGCUUGUUAUAGACCUUUAUAUAAGGCUAAAAGGACUCCAAGAAUGAAACGUGGAAUAGUCCAACAAGGACUCAUUAUGAAAGCUUUGAUUGCAGAGAAAGAACGACAAAGAACUAUUUCAAAUGGAUCUCUGGACAAUUGCAUAAUUACAAGGGAUAAUCGUUUGAUUAAAAUUGACAAAAUUGAAAUAGACAAGAUGAACAAAAGUAAUUCGUAUAUAAACAGACUGAAAGAACAUUUAGGAUUCAGUUCCCGAUCACUUAACAAAAUAAUCCCUGGUAUUAUGCGAGAUAAAUUUAUAUUUGACUCUAAACCUUCAACUCCAGUACAGGAGAAAAAGGAAUUCCCUCGAAGGAAACGGGAUUAUGAACGCAGACGGGACAGUGGAUGUGGGAGUUUAUGUGACUCGCCCCAAUCAGGAAAUAACCUACCUCAGGAAGACCCAUGGGAAAAAUUGUGUAGAGACGACUCUGUCAAAUUCCCUAAUGAAAAAGACAUUAAGGAAAAUGGAAGUUUGCUAGUUCCAGUCAAAAGAAAUGGAAGUUUUGGACCUCAGGAUAGUUUCCGUCCCUUGGAUUCUAAUCAUUUGACUCCGCCAACAACAACAAUCCUUGGUACUAGCCUUAUGUCAGCAAUGACAGGAUCUGAGUACGAUGCUAGUGUCCGCACACUGAUGAUGGAGUAUGAACAUCCUGUACCCGAAUGGAUAAGGAGCAUUUCUCAUAUGUUGGACUUGAGUUUGUUAAAAGAUAAAACCUUUAUCCUUUACGCAAGUGCUAGCUUCUUGAACAUGUUGGGUUUCUUUAUACCUUUCUUCUUCUUGCAAGACUUGAUAGAAUCCUUAAAUUUAAUGGACCACAAAGAUCCUGUUCCGAUUGUGUUCUCAGUGAUUGGACUUUCAAAUGCUAUUGGUAGGGUACUUGCUGGUUGGAUAGCAGAUCGACCUUGGGCGAAUGUGGUGUUUUUGAAUAAUGCUUCCUUGGUGCUGGCUGGAGUCAUGACAAUUAUUUGGCCAUUUUGUACAAGUGUAACCCAUUUGUCUUUAGUUGCUGUUGGAUUUGGCUCUUGUACAGCUGCUUUCUUGGCAUUAAGAUCUAUAGUUGUGGUAGAACUGUUUGGAUUACACAGACUAACAAGUACUUUCGGUUUACUUAUACUCUUUCAAGGUGUAGCUUCAGUCAUCGGCUCUCCUUUAGCAGGUUGGAUCAUUGAUUCAACAGGAAGUGUGAAUGCUGUUUAUUAUAUGGCCGGAGCAUGUUUGGCCACUGCUGGAGUGCUGGGUUGUCCACUGAGGAAGAAGAACGACAACAAUGACGUGGAGAUCCAAAACAGUUGUUACACUAGCCAACAUCUGGAUAUUGAAACGGUCAAGAUUGAAACAAAAAUGUAAUUUGACAUUUAUUUUCGGCAGGGAAACGUUUCACUUGGUGCUGCUGGAGUUUGUUUAACAUUGAAUGACAUUGAAUGAAACUUAUGAACUGGUUCUCUGUCUGACAAUGAAUGAAACUUAUGAACUGGUUCUCUGUCUGACAAUGGAUGAAACUGAUGAACUGGUUCUCUGCGUUCAGUCUCAAAAAACAUUUAAUUGACUACAUUUCAGACUUGGAAAUAAAUACAUUUGUUACAUCAUAUUUAAAUGCCUUUGUGUUAUGUGUUAAGGCUUUUGUUGUAAGGCUUUGUUAUGUAGAAAAAUUGUUUGUUUAUGAUAAUAUUGAAUAUUGUUGCAAUUGGAAGAACAAGGUUUGAACCAGAGAUUAAGGUUAAAUGUUUAUCUUAUUUUCUGAUAUCCAAGGACUACUUACUUUAUUAAAUACAAUGAUGUAAGAAUAUUGUCAUAGAAUAUUUAACACGGGUUUACUUACACAUCAGCAAUUUUCCUCGAUUAGUGUUCAAAAUUUAAUAAACUUGGAUAUCAGAAAUAUAACAGAAUAAACAAUGACGAAUGCUUAUUUGGUAUGAUUUUUUGGUACAAUGGUUUUGAUUGAACGUUAAAAAAUGAAUGACAUUUAUUUUGUACUGAAGAAAUUGUUUUAACAACUGUGGAAAAUGUACGAUAUGAAAUGUACAAAGUUAAUGAGAGACGGAUUGUGAAUGUAUAAAGUGAUUUAUUGGUGACAUUUCUUCAUUUAAUCUGAAAAAUGCUUAUAUGUUGUCUGUAUGUUGUUUAGCUUAGGUAUUUUCAUUACUUAUUCUAACAUAAACAAAGAUUUCAUGUUGUAUAGAGAUGAUUUACUAUAUCAUUCAUCUUUAUAAUGACAGCAUAAAGCUAAAGAAUGAUUUUGUUUCCUAAAUUUUGCAAACCUUGUGGAAUCAUGUGAAAAAUAUUGUUGUUAAGAUUUUGAAGAAAAUUUUAAAUUAAUUUGAAGUUUUAGUCUAUUUGUUAAUUGAUAUAAUUUUUAUUGAUAAAUUUGUUGCACAUUUUUUAUAAUGAUCAGGAAUCAUCUUUAUAGAAAUUUUAAAAACUUCAACAAAAAAAUAAUUUAUUACUGAGACUUGAAGGUUUUUAUAAUUUAUUUCCUAUUUGCCUCUUUUUUUAUUUCUUAGCAUAGUAUAUAGUUUUCUUACUGAAAAUGACUUUUUAAGUGCUAUAUGUUUAUAUAUUAACUUUUUAUGUAUAUUUUUGAAUGUGUAUACAUGUGCUGUGUAGUGAUAAUUUUUAGUUAUGUGUAUGAGGUAUAUUGUUUUACACCUGUUUUAACCUGUGCGUGUAGUACAGGUAGAAAUACUCCAUCAUUAGUUAUGAUUUUUCACAACUGCCUAUAUGUAUGAAAGCAAUUGGAGUAAUUUGUGAUAAGGAUUUUUUGUUUUGUUUUUCAAGUUUAUGUCGCAUAAGUAAGAAAAGGUAGUAUUUUUCAACUUAAAGAUAAUAUUGCAUAGGAAAGAAGUGAGUAACAGGAAUUCUUCAAAUUAUAUGAAAUAAUUAAUUUAAACUUAAAAACCUGAUAUUACAAAUAUUCGUCUUGGAAAUUAAUACUUAACCACUUUAAUUCUUUAGGCAUCUCUAACACCUUCAUACAUCAAAGUAUUUAUCUUUAAAAAAAUUGUGUCAGUAUUAUGAAAAUUAGGGCAUGUUGUGUUGAUGUAAAUAGGAUAUAUAAGUUUAUAAUUGUGUGCUUUAUUCUAAUAGUGCUUAGUUGCAAAAUAAUUGCUUAAAAAGCAACUUUAAACUUGUGAUGAACUCAACUUACUUAUAACACAAGAUAGUUAGUACUGAAUUUAAUAAAUUCUUCUAUUAAAAUAUAAGAAUGAUUUGUUUAAGUGUUACAAAAUCAAAUCCUGAUAAAUCAGCCAAAAAUUGAUCAAAACAUAUAACCAACUGUGUGUUUUUGUUUGGGAUAUUGCUGGCCAGUUUUAUUGGGUACGAAGGCCAGUUUGAGCAUAUUCAACAUUUAUCAUUUUCUAUUUAGAUUAGGAGAAAUAUAAAAAUGAAAUGACUUUAUAGGCAGAAGGAUUGUUAUGAUAGAUAGAUAGAUAGAUAGAUACAAAAUUAAAGACACUGAACAAAGGGGAAAUAACUGUCCUAACCCCAAUAAAGGGAGACAAAUUUUAUCAUUACUUUCAAUCUGCUCUUAAAGUCUAUUGAUUAUAGAUCUGUUUUACAUUGUCAUAUUUGUGAUUAAAUCACAAAGGACAUAAUUGGUGCAAUAGAAAAAGUUUUUCAGUGAAGUAACAAAAGGAAAAUCCAAGAUUUUCACCAUGAAUAAAGUAAACUGACGUCUCGUCAGGUGGUGUGUAGGUAAUGUAAAACAGAUAUAUUUACGAGUGAAACUUGUGUAUAUAUAUAUAUAUGUAUGGAAUAUUGAACUCGCAGUUUUGCUCUACGUUUGUUUUCAAUCUGUAUAUCUGUUUAUGCUUUGAAAUUCACCUUCUUUUUUCGAGAUAUCUGUACAGCAAAGUUGCGAGUUAAGGAUUGGAUGGGCUUGAUUCUAUUUUAUGAAAUAUAUGUAAUAUAUGAUAUAGUUAUCAAAUUUUUUUAAAUUCUAAGUGACUUCAUAUGUUUUGUUCACUUGAAUUUGCUAUUUUAAGGGGUCAUUACAAAAGUUUUUAUGUAAGGAUUUUGGGGCAGUCUGGGAGGAUAAUUAUCUGCCCUUGUUUUAUAUAUUGCCAGUGCUUAAUAUCAGUGUGACAAACAGGGUAAUGCAAUACAUAUAAAUGUCGCUUAUUGAAAGUAAAUGAGGAAUGUGUAGUUUAUAUAAUGAAUGAAAUAAUAUAAAAACUUUCAAGUACUAAACACUUGAAGGAUUUUCCAAUUUUUUUUAGAUGAACAAAAUGUAUGAUCAUUUUUGAAAUGACCUCUUAUAAAGUUGAAAAAAAAACUGCUGUGUACUUUGCUGAAUUGAAUUGUAUGGGAAGAAAGUUGUGUGUGUUGUGAAGUUAAAAAAAAAGAGAAAAAAAAAGAUGCAGGGAUAUUAAAGGAGUUAUAUAUAUAUAUUUUUUGAAUUGUCAAAUGAAGUUAAUUUCUUAAACAAUAUAUAGGGCAUUUUUAAAAAUUUCAUGUUUUUCAUUAUUAAACAAAAAGAAAUUCAUGUUUAUAUGUAAAAAGACAUUGUCACUGUUUAGCAGAUGGAUGGUUUAUAUUUUGGAUGUGAUAUUUGCCAAGCAGUGAUAAUGUAAAUAAUGUGUUGUUCCAUUUCAAUAUGAUCUCAUACAUUUUCAUCAUUUUAAAAUGUGGCAAUACUAUGUCAUGUGACUGUGUCAGCUGACUUGUCUAAUAAUAUCUACCGUUAGGUAUAAACACUUGCUUCUAUUUAAUUAACAAUUGAAAACUACAGGAUGAAAUUCACAAGCUUAAUUGAACUUAUUUUUGUAUAACAUGAAUGUAUUUCAAAUUUUAUUAUCAAAUGUGAAAUGAUGAUUUUUUGAUGAAUGACAAAAUUAAAUCAUAAACACUUUUCAUUGUAUGAAAUCUUCAAAAAGGAAUUUCGUUUGGGGGGGGGGAUCAAGGAAUUUAAAAAAUCUUUUUGUUUAAUUGGGAUUUCUAAAAUAUGCACAAUCUACACAAAUAUUACCAAAAAGGGCAUAGAAAUGAAACUGAGACAAUUAUUUUUUGCACUAUUGAUGAGUUUGCACGAAUAUGUAAAAUUUGAUUGGUGUGAAGCAAUGAUUGGAUUUUCUGAUAAAAUAAAUUUUAACUCUUAUCACACAUAUUUGAAAAAAAAUCAGUUGUUGUGUUAAAUAAAUGUGUUAAUGAUCAGAUCAAGUUAAGUCUUGUACAUUGUUAUUGCCAUAAGAAAAAUAAAACUUGGAAAAAUCCA